Messenger RNA from Stegostoma tigrinum, 7698 nucleotides. Its product is annotated as zinc finger protein Pegasus-like. Gene Ontology annotation, molecular function: DNA-binding transcription factor activity; RNA polymerase II cis-regulatory region sequence-specific DNA binding. The transcript is spliced from 4 exons. The record is from RefSeq and is a predicted model, not a curated record. Gene Ontology annotation, biological process: regulation of transcription by RNA polymerase II. Lineage: Eukaryota; Metazoa; Chordata; Chondrichthyes; Orectolobiformes; Stegostomatidae. Bases 280 to 1524 code for a protein of 414 amino acids.
CGCACUGAUUCCUCCCUCCCGAACUCUGACCCCUUCUGGCUUUUGUUCGGUUGCUCGCUUCAAUCUUCCAGCGAGGAUUCGGCGGAAGAAAAAAUAAUUUAAAUUGGAAAUCCGUUAAAUUAGCUCCCCGCCGCUGUCGAUGACAAUGCCGUUGAUCGCGUUCAAAAGGUCAUCACACCACCGCCAGCCCGAGUGGGAUGUUACUCUGGUUAAACGACGUUUCCAGGGCAGACAUUAAUUAGAGGGAAAUAAAGCAAUUUCUUGAACCAUUGAGAGAUUAUGGAUGAGAAAAGAGCUGCUUCUGUAGACUUCGUCAAGGAUUUCCAGGAGUACCUCACUCAGCAGACUCAACAUGUGAAUAUGAUAUCUGGCUCAGUUGGUGUGGAGAAGGACCCAGAAUCUCUACAAACUGGAUCAGAAAAUGAUCAAAAUGGAAUCCAUCAUGCUUCAGUUGAAGUUUCAUUGGAUGACGGCUCUGGGCUCAUGGCUGACGGGUUUGAAAGAACAUAUGAUGGAAAACUAAAAUGCCGAUACUGCAACUACGCUAGUAAAGGGACCGCACGCCUGAUGGAGCAUAUCAGAAUGCACACAGGUGAGAAGCCCCACAGAUGUCACCUAUGCCCGUUUGCUUCAGCGUAUGAGCGGCACCUCGAAGCACACAUGCGCUCACACACGGGUGAAAAACCAUACAAAUGUGAGCUUUGCUCUUUCUGCUGCAGUGAUCGAAGUAACCUGUCCCAUCACCGUAGACGUAGGCACAAACUUCUUCCCUUGAAAGGUGCUAGGACCUGCCUGACCAAUAAGAAAAUGUUGGGCAUUUUGCAGAAAAAAACUAACAACUCCCUGAGUUAUGGGACAAGACUUCUGAUUAAUCUAAGUCCUUCUUCCAUGAUGAUACAGAAGCCAGAUUACCUCAGUGACUUUUCUCAUGAUAUGUCAGCUAACUCCUAUGAGGGUUUGCAAAAAGUACAGUCUGGUGGGAUUUCGAGGGACACGCAAGAUAUUAUGGUGGAUAAUCCAUUAAACCAGCUUUCUACCUUAGCAGGCCAAUUGUCCAGCCUUCCACCUGAAAACCAAGCUCCAGCAUCUCCUGAGGUGGUAACCUGCAGGGAUGAAAAACCAUAUGUGAUCUCACAGUCUACAGCUCCAGUCGUUUCCACGGUAGCUUCCAGUGUGGCCCAAAGCUCAUCCCCUAUCAGUCCAGAUGCAUGUCACACGCAAAAUCAGCGGAACUUCAGUCCUGUGGCUGGCCCCAGUAGUGAGCAUAGUGCUCAUACAAGUACACCCAGCGUGACGAACAGCCAGCCUAGCACCCCUGCUCCUGCUCUUCAAGUCCAGGAUCCCCAACUUCUGCAUCAUUGCCAACACUGUGACAUGUAUUUUGCAGACAAUAUCCUUUAUACGAUUCACAUGGGAUGCCAUGGUUACAAGAACCCAUUCCAAUGUAACAUAUGUGGAUGUAAAUGUAGAGACAAAUAUGAUUUUGCUUGUCAUUUUGCUCGGGGUCAACAUAAGCAGAAUUAACAUUACAGCACUUAAUUAAGAGCUGGUAUUCAGUUUCAAUACUUAUUGGACUAAUGUUGCUUCAUAUUGAGAAUAUUAAAUAUGUAAUAAGAGGGAAUGAUUUACUUGCCUCACUUUUUCUUCCUUUCGUGGAUACUUUAGAAUGCUUUUUUUCUGUCCUCUGAUGUAGUUAUGGCCUAGGAUUAGACCACUUCAAAGUAUAUUGGUGCAGCACAAUUUAAUAUAUCUCCUACCGUAUAAAUUCCACAGUAGCAUCACUUCUUAUCUCCGUGAAGAUUUCAGUGAUCUGAGUGAACCAUGGCUAACACUAGUGUGUUAAGUGCUGAUCCUGAUAAGCAUCAGCCACUAGUGUGAAAAAAACAUUACUGCAGAGAUAACAGAAAAGAUGUCAUCUUCAGUUACUGUCCCAAUGUAUGUUUUGAUAUUCUACUGUACACUGAAAUAGCAUGUAGCUGUAUAGAUUAUUUGAAUGCAUUUUUGUGUACGUUCUUUCUGCAUUGAAAAUACUGACCAUUUGAAGGUUCUAUAUUUUGACAUGAACUACAAAAGGCCUAUCAAGGAAUAAAUAAAUUACUUGUUAAAUAUAUUGAAAAUAGCUGUCUAGAUCUGGUAAGCAUUCACAUCUCAUUAUUCAAUAGUUAACAGCUCACCAUUGUAAAGUCAAAUUUACCUGCUUCAAGUAUGUCAAACUAAGCAGUUGUCCCUUAAAAUUUUCAGAAAUGUCUCUAUGCCAAUUCUAAGGAUCAGAGAAACAUUUCUGCAUCAAUGAUGCAAAAAUGUAAAAUGUUUUGGUACAAUUUUGCGUUUUCAAAAUAGCUAAAAUCUGUCUAGCUAUAACUACUUUAUCUAUGUUUAGUAGUGGUCUUUAUUUUGCAAGUGGUCAGUGUCAGUGGAUGACCUUACAACUGCACAACCAUUCAUGUUGUGGCCUAUUUUAGGACAAUCCUCAUCUUUUUACUUCACUGCAAAGGCAUGAACUCAACAGAAUUGUCCAAUAAUAAUCGUAAUUUAUUGAAUCAAUAUAAAGUCAAGACAUUUAAUAGUGAUGAAAUUGAAAUCUUAAUAUCAUACUUAUACAGUUAAACAAUUUUGUUGUUUUAAUGAACUAAACUCUUUGAUUUGUUACAGAAGGAUCAUUUAUUGAGUUUUAUGAUUUCUUGAUAUGUUCCACUUUUCAAUCACUUCCAGUAAGUGAGAUCAGUGCAUGAGCCUUUGAGCAUUCAUCUAGACAAAUCCCCUUCUUGCCAUUGCACAUCAGCUCAAUCUGUUUGUUAAUCUUUGGGCAUUUCACAUGCUUUAAGAGUUAAGCUAAACUUUGGAUCAGAAUUUUCUUGUGUUGUGCAUUUCUCACACACCGGAAUUUGCUUGACCUUGAAUAAUAACCGCAUUCAUAAACAUGUUGGCGCUUAAUUCUCUCUCACAGCAUUCUAAUUCCAGCUUUUUACUUACAGCACUAAAUGUCCUUUGUUACUACUAAUGCUAUUUUACUUUGCUUGCAACUCCUAACAGUCUGUAUCUUUCACACUGUUGAAAGUUGCAUUUGCAUAGACGGGCUUCCACUUAACAACAAUAGCUUUGACUGAAGAAAGUUGCAAAAAUCCUGGGAACAAGGUAUAAAAUGUAAUUAUCUUGUUUUCUGGGACUUGUGCAAUUUCUCUGCCAAAAUUAAGGCAGAUAUGCUGGAUAACCACAAUUAAAUUUUACCCCUUGAUUUUCAAACUUUUUUUAGAUUUUACAGGUUGAGUUUUGCUUGAAAUUUAUUUCAGGAACUUUCCCCUCUAACAUAUACUGUAGAUAUUAGAUAUAAUGAUGUCUUUUUGGAUAUAGUUAGAUCAAAAAUGUAGAAUUUUAAGUAGCAAAUUAGAUUGUUUUUAUGUCAAUAUUUCGUGCAAAAUACAUAUUCUAAACUGAGUUCAAUGUAUAAUCUGCAAACACUCUCCUUUACAAUUAGAUUUUGGAAACUCGAAGCACUUUUUAAAAAAAUGUUAUGUUGGAAUACAAUGUAGAUAUACACUCCUCCCUCUGAGGCUAAUUCCAUAAUAUAAAUAUCUGCCCUGGUAACGAGUGACAUCACAAAUUCCACAAAAAUAUGAAUGCACUAAUCUGUUGUUGGAUUAAGGUCAGUUUCUGGAGUAAAAUAAAUGCAAGGCACUUCACUUGUGUAUAUCUGAAGUUUGUGGCUGCUUGUGUUCUUGGAGUACAGAGACCUUGCAUUGAGGUCCAGCAGAAAUUAUCUCGUUGCUUACAAAGGAAGGAAGUACAAAGUGAAUUAUCAACAUUUGCAAAAGUGAAGAAACGAAAAAGCAAAUGAAUCUCCAUUGUGACUCAAACACAAGAGACUGUACUAAGAUAGUUUCAAUGAGAGCUCAAUUAGUCAACAUUAUUUUUACAGUGUCUGUCUGUCACAGGCCCCACCAAUUGCUGUACAGGAAUGGUGCAUUGUUGAUUGUAAAGUUUAGAUUGUUCUUUAACUGACUCCAUUAAAUAUGCCUGUCACCAAAACAAAUAAAAUUUACAUACCUUUUGUGCCUUCAAGGUUGAAAACUGAUGGAAUUUAACAAGGUAUUUUAUUUAUGAUUACUUGUUUUCAGUAUAUUUUUGGUUAGUAUUUAGUACAAAAUAGCUGUGUCAUGUUGACCAAAACAAUCAUCUUUCUCAUGUCCCUUUGGAAGUGGAGAUUAUGUAAAUUUAAAGCUAUACUGUCUGCUGAAUUCUUCUUUAUUGAUUCUAAAUUGAUGACAAAAAAUGGGUUACAAUGGUCAGUGAGAAAGAAGAGUCAUUUGUUUUAUGUUCGGUAAGUUCAUUUCUUUCUAAUCUGCAUUACUGGCUAUUGGUACAGAAUUUAAUAAGUUUUGGCCUUAAUUUUAGAUUAAAUUCUAAAUUAAUAACCAGCAGUGCCUAACAAAUAAAUACAUCUAUGGUACAAAAAUGUUGUCAUUUUCAGGGUUCCAAAAUAUACAUUUAAGUCAGAAGAUAAUCUGUACAGCAUGUUUUUAAUCAAGUCAUGUCAAGUAAUUGUACAUGUUGUUAUAAUGUAUUUACACAAUAGAUGAAUCAAAUUCAUUUUAGACAUGAAGUUUUAAUGAUGGAAUUUUGGAUUCUUUUUAAGUAGAGACACUGACUUUACAAGGUGAUCGCAAAUAUAUCACUUUGCCUCAGUGUACAAUCUCACCUCUUGGUUGGAAUGUUGUGGAUUAAACAAAUGCCAGGAGUUGAAUGCAUAAUUUAUGUAUCUCAGUAAUGCAGGUAUGUUUAAUUGUUGAAGAUGCAGACCUGUGGAUAAGAUGUUAGACAUUUCUCCAUUCCCCAAGAACAAAUAUCAAAUGGCAUUAAUCGAAUAGGGAGUUCUUCAAGUUUGUGAACCAUAGUACAUCUUUCAAUCAAUCACCAAAAUGAUUUUUAACAGGUUAAUUAUUUCAUUGCUAGUGCAUUGUGAGAAGGCAGUUUAUGAUGCAAAAAUUACUUCACUAAACUGUGUGCUCUCGUUGUCAGUUUAAGUUUCUUGCUAACAUUGGGUUGGACCUACUGGUCAUAAAGCAUGUAUGCAAACAGGCAGUGAUUUACCUUAUUUUAACUUCCACACUUCUUGCACUUUAGCAGUUUAAAAUAGGAAAGCAAUUCUGUUUAGUUUGAAAAUUCAGUUCGUACCUGUUUUCAGGGUGAAGUAUUUUAACACACAGGAAAUAUAUAAGACCAUAAGACAUAGGAGUGGAAGUAAGGCCAUUCGGCCCAUCAAGUCCACUCCACCAUUUAAAUCAUGGCUGAUGGGCAUUUCAACACCACUUCCCCGCACUCUCUCUGUCGCCCUUGAUUCCUUUUGAUAUCAAGAAUUUGUCGAUCUCUGCCUUGAAGGCAUCCAAUGUCCCGGCCUCCACUGCACUCUGCGGCAAUGAAUUCCACAAGCCCACCACUCCCUGGCUGAAGAAAUGUCGUCUCACUUCAGUUUUAAAUUUACACCCUCUAAUUUUAAGGCUGUGCCCACGGGUCCUAGUCUCCCCGCCUAACAGAAACAACUUCCUAGCGUCCACCCCUUCUAAACCAUACGUUAUCUUGUAAGUUUCUAUUAGAUCUCCCCUCAACCUUCUAAACUCUAAUGAGUACAAUCCCAGGAUCCUUAGCCGUUCAUCAUACGCUAAACCUACCAUUCCAGGGAUCAUCCAUGUGAAUCACCGCUGGACGCGGCAGCACAUGGGCUUAUCCAAGUUGUUCCUAAAAUACUAAUCUACCUUGUCCAAAUUCCAAAGUCCUCUUGAUACGUCCACCCCAAUGGUUAUAGCAACAUAUGAACCUAUAUAGCAGACAUUAAUUAUAAGAUUGCCAUAGCUGAUCCGGAUGAAUCCUAGUUCAUUGUUCAAAGACACGGUUCCAGAUGGGUCGUUCUAAAACAAUUAAAGUAAGAUUAAAUGACAGAUUUUAGCGAAAAUUGCAGAUAGAUGAAUUUUAGAAUCCUUAGAAUAAUUGACUAAAAUCAGUCAAACAAUAGUUGGCAUUCUACACCAUUUUUUUAGCAUAAUGAGCUGAGCCAAAUUAUUUCACACCAUCAUUCUCAGACAAGACGUGACACAAAGAAACAAAGGAUCUUGGAAAGUGGUCCAUUUUAAGGAGCAUUUUGAUGGAGACCAGAAAGACAGGUUUACGGAGGGAAUUUCAGAGCUCAGGGCCAAGAUAACUCAAUGUAGCCAGCAGAGAGAUGAAGGAAAUGGAGGCUUCAUGAAAGGAAAACAGUAGCGAAAGAUGGAGUUGUUGAAAAUCUAUGAUAUUUGAGGAUGUUACAAAGGAGUGCCAACAAAGCCACAGUGCAAGUUGAAUAUAAAGAUGAGAAUUUUCAUUUGACUGUACCUGGAUAUGAGCUAAUACAGCACAGUGAGUACAGGGCUGAUCGAUGAAUAGGACCUAAUGAGAGUCAGAACAUGGAGAACAGAGCUUUGGACCAGCUGAAUUUUAUGGGAGGUUUGACUAAGUUCAAGAGUCAUUCCUGGUCUAUUUGUUAGUUAUUUAUAUAAACAUAUUUGAGACAAUCACAUCGCCAAGAAAGCCAUUGAUGUUAAGGUUUUUUUUGCAGAAUCUACUCCAGUAAAAGUUCUGGAAUAUCUAGCAAUUUAUGCAAUUAAAAAUGCAAUUUGGUUCAGUCAUCAUUAUAAAUAGGUUUAAUUAUAAAUGGAGAAAAUUACAUUUAAGUUCCAAAACAUCUGUAAAAUGCUGGAAUGCUAUUUAAUAAAAUCAUAUUUUACUUAUUCAGUUACUUGAAAACAAAGAGUUAAAUUUCUAUUUAGUAGUCUUGAAUAUUAGUGGUUAGUAUGAAACCUUCAAUAAUGGUCAGCAGUUCAAGAAGAUCUUUAUUGUAAUAAAUUUGCUCAGAUUCCUUAAAAUCAUCCUCCAGUGUUUCUGACCAAAUGAAAAGCAGUAUCCUCUAGAAAAUCUGACCUGAGUCCAGUAUUCUAUCAUUUAUUUGUUGUAUAUAAUUAUAUACAGAACUGUUUAUUAAUGUGAUGGCAGACACCACUGAGAUAGCACUUUAUUAAGUUGAACAUGAAGGAACUUAGUGGAAAAAGUGGGUGGUGGUGGUGUUUGAGAUUUUGGCUUGAUUAUUUCCAAGCCUUUAUAAUUAAUAAUGCUUUGUCUAACUAAGUUUUAUAUGCCCAAGUUUAUUUUGGUUCAAUUUGUAUGCUGUAAAGUGAAAGGUUUUGUUACAUAUCAGUAUCUAAUGUAAAGUGUCUUUUUUGUUUGCAUUUUGUCAUUUUUCAGCAGUGCAUUUGUAUAUAUGUACAUACAUUAAUGUGCAUAUAAUUCAAUGCAAUUUAAAUUUAGAUGUUGUAAAAAUGUGAAUAAAUUGUUAAUGUGACUGUUAAAUAGCCAUCUAAAUUAACUAUUGCUAACAUAUUGGUACAAGUGCUUGACAUAAAAAUGCUAACAGUGUUUAAACUAGCCACAAUGUUUGUACUUCAAAAAAGAUAUACAUAAAAGUGAAGUUCCUUGAUAUUUCAUGUGAGAUUAUCGAAACUACAAGCCCCUACAAGUUGCAGUGCCGAGAUGCACUGCACUGUGCUGUGAUAUGAGCAGUUUAAACAUUGUUUCCUGUUUUCAAGUUAGAUUGUGUAAACUAAAGCAGAGCUGGAAAAUUCGGUUGUUUUUGAGUUGCAUUUUGUAUAAUACCUUCACACAUUGCUUUAAAUA